Pogoniulus pusillus (Red-fronted tinkerbird) is the source of this 2779-nucleotide messenger RNA. It is a transcript of the gene MTDH, whose product is annotated as metadherin. Gene Ontology annotation, biological process: positive regulation of angiogenesis; regulation of transcription by RNA polymerase II; negative regulation of apoptotic process. Gene Ontology annotation, molecular function: transcription coregulator activity. The coding region runs from base 311 to 2107 and encodes 598 amino acids. Gene Ontology annotation, cellular component: nucleus. The record is from RefSeq and is a predicted model, not a curated record. The transcript is spliced from 12 exons. NCBI's taxonomy places the organism in Eukaryota, Metazoa, Chordata, Aves, Piciformes, Lybiidae.
GAGCUCUGUUCCGCCCUUCAGGCGGCACCCUCCGUGCCGUGCGGGGCGCUGGCGGUGGCUCGCUGCGGCAGCGGCGGGGCGGUGACGUUGCGCGGCCGGUGGAGGGCGGGGAGGAAGAGGAGGAGACCCGGGCGCCUCUCGGGCUGAGGCAGCUGCUUCCCGCUGAGGUGCUGCUCGUGUCCCGUCCUUCUCCCUCGCUGGCCUCGGCUCGGGGAGGCAGCCGCGGCUCUGCUGAAGCUGCGAUGUGCUGGGCCUGAGCGCUCCCUCGCUGCCCCGCCCGCUUUGGGCCUUCCCGGGGCAGGGGGCUGCGAUGGCUGCGGAGCGCUGGCAGGAUUCGGCGGCCCAGCAGGCCGAGCAGGCUGCGGCCCGGGUGCGGGACGUCCUGUCGGGCGGCCUGGGCCUGCUGCGUGCCGAGCUGGGCCUCGAGCUGGGCCUCGACCCGCAGGGCCUGCCCACCUGGCUCGCCCUGGUGGUCCCGGCCGCGCUGGGGCUGGGGCUGCUGGGGCUGCUCCUGGCCGUGGCCUGCGGAGGUAGCAUCCGUAAGAAGCCGGCGCGGAGCGCGGCGGAGAGGAAGGGUGACGAGGCGGCCGGCGCGGGCCUGACAGCCGGCGGGGGCCAGGGCAAGCCGGCGGGCUCGGGCCCCGGGCAGCUGCACCUGAAAAGCGACGAGCAGAAGAAACGAAACAAGAAGAAGCUGCCGGAGAAAACGGCGCGGCCUAAUGGACGGACUUUCCUUGAUGUGGCUGAGGAUGAAGUAAUCCAGACUGUCCGGAAAGACAACGUGAAGCAGCCUGUGGACACAGAGAAGAAGAAUGAAAAGUCAAAGAAAAAAAAGAAGUCCAAGGGAGAUGCUAAAACGGUUCAGGAUUCCUCACGGCUAGAUGGAAAGGAAGUUGAUGAAGGAGCUUGGGAAACAAAAAUCAGUAACAGAGAGAAGCGCCAGCAGCGUAAGCGAGACAAAGUGCUGACCGACAGCGGCUCAGGAGAGCCGAAUCUCCAGGGAGUGGAAACUACAGUAACUGUAUCCAUUGAACAGCUGAUGCCUGCACCAGCACUUCCACUUGGGCUCAGGAAAAAUAAAGUUUCUCCAGGACUGAGUGAAAGCCAUACAGUAAAUGGAGGGAGCUGGAACGAGAAGUCUGUUAAAAUCUCCUCACAGAUUGGUGUAGGGGAGGAGAAAUGGACAUCUGUUCCUUCAGCUGCAGCUGGGAAGAGGAAGGCUGAGCCAUCAGCUUGGAGCCAGGACACUGGAGAUGCUAAUGGCAAUGGAAAGGACUGGGGAGUAAGCCUGGUGGGCAGGCCCUGGAAAGAACGUCCUCUCUUCACUCCUAUGGCUGCUUGGAAUAUGGAUGCAAGGAUUAAUACCUCUGACCAGAAUUCCACUUCUUUCUCUUCAUUUGGAUUGACUCCUGGAGUUUCUGGAUCCAACAGUGAGGCAGUUUCUCAGGCUGGCACUUCUGACUUUCAGUGGGAUCAUGCCCAGCCCCCUGUCGAUGACGAAUGGUCUGGGUUAAAUGGACUUUCUUCAGCUGAUCCCAGCUCUGAUUGGAAUGCACCAGCAGAAGAGUGGGGAAACUGGGUAGAUGAAGAAAAAAUUGCUUCUGUUCCUCAACCUGAAGAGAUAUCUGAUGUUCAGAAGGCUUCAGAUAAUGAAAGAGAAAAAGCAGAGGCUGUUCUUCAGGGCACUGCAAGUGGCAAAUCCAAGAAAAAGAAGAAGAAAAAGAAGAAGCAAGGUGAAGAAGCUAACUCCCCUGCACAGGACACUGAAGAACUGGAUAGAGAAGCUGGAGAGCAGUUUCAGGAGGAUACCUCAAAAGCUCAAGUGCAGCAGGAGAGACCUUUUCCCCGGAAGACCAUGAGUACUAGUGACCCAGCUAAGCCCGAGGAGGCUCCUUCACUUGCUGUUUCUACUGAGCCAUCUGUAAUUGUAUCAGAGAGUGACUCUGACAAGAUCACUUCCCAAGUGCCACAGAUGAUGCAACAGACAGAUAUCUCUAGUCCCAGUAUUAAGCAAAACAGUGUGCCUCCUCCACAGACCAAGUCUGAAGAAAGCUGGGAAUCCCCCAAACAAGUCAAAAAGAAGAAGAAAGCAAGAAGGGAAACGUGAAGUGGCAGAGAUGGACACGUGUGGCUGAGUGUUGUCAUGAAGAUCAUGCUGUUUAUGCAAUAAUUUGUGAACAUGUACAGAGUUUUAUAGAAAUUGAAACCAAUUUUUAAGGAGAAACAUAAAAACAAAACAAACCAAACCAGAACUGCUGUGAACACAACCAUCUUGGGAAAGCAAAUCCAAGGAGAAAGUAACCAUGCUAGAGCAAAGCCCAACGUGCUCCACGGGAAAGACUUGGCUGAAGAAGCCCAGCUUCUGGAGAGAGAUCUGAAUGAAAGCAAAGAGACUGGUUUGAGAAGCAGUGCCCUGUUUACAACAGAUUGUACUCCUCUGCAGCUGUGGAGAAAAGAUGAAUUUCAAGGAAGGGUUUUCUGUAUAAAAAAUAAGCAAACCCACAAAAGAAAAUCAUUGUAUCAUAGUGGAGUGUUCCUUGCCUCUGCUGAGAGCUGAGGAGCACAGAAUGUCAAGCAUCUUGAAUUUCCUUCAUGCCUAAAUCCAAGUGCUUUGAUUCAGUAACAUAACCUUGCCAUAUCUGUGCAGGAAGCUGGUCAGCCAGAGCCUGCUAGCUAGGAGAGGAAUCACAAGUGCAAAACCAUUAACCAUUUGUACAGUCAAGACCUUCGUGGUUUAUUAUAUGAAGUUAACACAAUAAAAACUGGCUUUGGGUUAAAA